Molecule: messenger RNA, 1023 nt
Organism: Xylaria bambusicola
Lineage: Eukaryota; Fungi; Ascomycota; Sordariomycetes; Xylariales; Xylariaceae
Exons: 3
Coding region: 1-1023 (340 amino acids)
Cellular component (GO): mitochondrion
Molecular function (GO): (3R)-hydroxyacyl-[acyl-carrier-protein] dehydratase activity
Source: RefSeq, a predicted model, not a curated record
AUGUCACGCUCAAUACCAUCCGCUCUCCCCCGCUAUUUCCGCAACCAUCUCUCACCUCCCAAAAUCACCCGCCGCCACCAACACACCAUCUCAGCCGCCGAAGCAGCACAAUCACUGCUCUCGCGCUUCCAAGGCGUGAAAAGCACGACUGAACAAAUCCCCGACGGGACACAAUUGCAAAAACUCAGUCUCACGCUGAACCGAAGCGCCUUGUAUCCGGACCUGGAUGUAUCCCGUCGCACACCCCCGGAUAACACGCUCAUACCACCCGGAUACCACCUCGUGUAUUUCACGCCUGGGGGCGUGGAAGAGGACCUUGGACCCGAUGGGACUGAUGCGAGAUAUAAUGCGCCGUACCCGUUUACGCGGCGGAUGUGGGCGGGGGGAAAGAUGAGGUGGGAAGGAGGUGGGGGGUUGAGGGUGGGACAGGAGGUUAGGGAGAGUACGACGCUUUUGAGUGCGUUGCCGAAGGUUAGGAGGGAUGGACUGGAGAUGGUGCUUGUUCAGGUUAGGAAGGAGUUUGAGAAUGAGGGGGGUGUGGUGCUUGUUGAUGAGCAGUCCUGGAUCUUCCGACCGGAAGCCACAGUCGCGUCGCCAGCGGCGUCAAAGGCGAUCGGUGAUUUUAUUAUCCGUGGCCCUUCGACCGUGAAAGAUAUCCCACAAGUCGAAGGCUACCCCAAGCGCGAACUCCGCUGGUCUCCCACAGGCCUCUUCCGCUUCUCGGCGCUGACGUUCAACGGACACAAGAUCCACUACGACCCGGCGUGGAGCACGGCCGUGGAAGGACAUGCCGGGUGUGUCGUCCAUGGGCCGAUGAAUCUGAUCUGCAUGCUGGAUUACUGGCGCGAUCAUUGUCAGCCGAACGGCCGCGUGCUGAAGGAGAUUGAGUAUCGCGCGCUGGCGCCGAUAUAUGCGGGCGAGACGUAUGAUAUCGGCGCGGAGAGGAUGGGGGAUGAUAAGUGGGAGGUUCUGGUUAGGAAGGAUGGGAAGGUUUGUAUGAGGGGGGAGAUAUUGGCUGCGUGA